AUGGAUCCAAACUUGAAGCUCAUCCUAGAUGAGUUCAAGGUGGUGCGCGGCUCCGUCUCGUACUUGCAGACGUCGCUGACCUUGCAGAUCGAGACGGUGGAGACCAAUAUCGGCAAACGCUUCGGCGAUUUGGAGAACUCGUCCAAGGUGCUCAACGAUUGGAAGCCGCGCAUGGAUGCGACGGUCGACGACCUUCGUUUGGAGCUGGGUGCACUUCGCAAAGAUAGUGAAUCGCGUAGUGAUCAAUUCCGGUGCAGCCACAUCGGCGGGCAUCCUCAGCACACCCAGGGUGGCUGCGGCAUCUUCACCCGCCGGCCGCCGGUCACCCGGCCCUCGGCCCAAGCGGACACCGCGGUGAACUAUGCCACCGGGAGUCUGGGUUUCACACUCAACUCCCUGUCAAGAGUACGCUUAUUCCUCCUGUUCCUGUUUUUCAGUGUUCCGCGUCGUUCUCUUUGA
This is a messenger RNA of Miscanthus lutarioriparius, 459 nucleotides long. The record is from the annotation of a GenBank genome assembly. Lineage: Eukaryota; Viridiplantae; Streptophyta; Magnoliopsida; Poales; Poaceae.